Molecule: messenger RNA, 1225 nt
Organism: Culex quinquefasciatus (southern house mosquito)
Lineage: Eukaryota; Metazoa; Arthropoda; Insecta; Diptera; Culicidae
Product: phospholipase A1
Exons: 3
Coding region: 52-1131 (359 amino acids)
Biological process (GO): lipid metabolic process
Molecular function (GO): lipase activity
Source: RefSeq, a predicted model, not a curated record
UGGACGCUCAGUCGAUCUUUCGCGCGAAACCGACUCAGCCGUAUUUCUAUCAUGCUGAAAUUGGUCGUAACUUUGAUUGUAGUUUUUGGUGUUGUCAAGGCUGAGGAUUACCAGUUUGGCUGUGACAACCAUUACCAUGCGCUGAUGGAGCGGCAUGUGCAAGAAGCUCCCGAUUACAGUGAACACAACGAUGUCUCGAUUGACCCGCUGAACGUGACCUUCCACCUAAACACCAGACAGAAUCCAACGGAGAGUGAAAUCCUGACCAUCGGAAAUGUCCAGCUGCUGGAGGCCUCCAAGUUCAACAGCUCCAAUCCGACGAGGAUCGUCGUGCAUGGCUUUUGCAACUGUCGACACUCGGAUUUCUGUCUGGAAACCCGUCAGAUGCUCCUGCACCGUCAAGAGUACAACGUGAUCACGCUCAACUGGCAGAGUGGUACGCAGCUGACCGACUACUGGACUGCCAGAAAGCGAAUCAUUCCAGCAUCCAAAGAUCUCGCAAAGUUCAUCGACUUCCUGCACGCGAAAGGAGGUCUGAACGUAAAGGAUCUCUACCUGGUGGGCCACAGUCUGGGUGCUCAUCUGUCCGGUCUGGCAGCCAAAGCGAUCACCAGUGGAAAGGUCAACACAAUCGUUGGGCUAGACCCGGCAAAACCCUUAUUCGAUCUUGACAGACCAGCAGAACGCUUGGCGGAUACCGAUGCCGAGUACGUUGAGGUGAUCCACACCAACGGUGGAUGGCUGGGGAUCUUCGAUCCCAUUGGUCACACCGACUUCUAUCCCAACGGUGGAGUCAGUCAACCCGGUUGUAACUGGUGGAUCUUCGGAGCUUCCUGCUCGCACGGUCGAGCCUGGGCGCUUUACGCCGAAUCGGUCGUCUCAAAGGUGGGCUUCUGGUCAACGCUGUGCCAGUCGCUAAGCCAGGUCAGUCCGGCUGGAUGCCGAAGUCCACGGGCCAAGCUUCGGAUGGGUGGCGAACCGAUCGUGCAGCAGUCGCGUGGUAUCCUGACGGUUCGGACGCGAAGUGAGUCACCGUUCGCGGAGGGAAAGCUUGAGGAUUUGAGGCGGAAGAAAUGGGAGGGAAUGGGUAAGGGAAAGAAGAAGGUGUGGAAGGGGAAAAAAAGGUAUUGAUGAAAAAAUCAUCAAUUUAUUUUCAUCUACUUGACUGUGGUCAGCAUUGGGAAUCUCAAUUCCAAUGUAUUUUUCCAGUGAAUUUUUUAAAUAA